CGUCAAGGACAUGUCGCUCGUGCCGCCAACCCUAUCGAUCUCGCGCGUCACGCCUCGGGAGGAGAGGAAGCCCACACUACAAUACCCGGCGGAGCACUCCCUCGCGCCGUCGACGGGAGGAGGCCAGGCGGAGUGCGCCGUCGUCGCCGCAGCCUGGAGUGCACCGUCGUCGCCACAACUCAUUCGUGCCUCCCCCACGUCUCCGAUGAGCUCCAGCGAUGUCCCGGUGGCGGCCGAGGGGCGGGACGCAGCGGAUGGACGCGGCACUCGACCACUUCAACUUGAUGGGCUACCGCAAGGCCGACGUCCGCAACCUCUGUCAACAAGCUGCUCAAGGAUGUGUACGGGAGGGAUGGGUGGCCGUUCCUGGAGGACAGCUGGUACUCCGUCGUGCAGGAGGCGCUCUUUGAGAUGCAGGAGGAGCUCGCUGGUCUCGAUUCGUCCGGCGCAAUCCGGAGGGCGUGCCGUCGCAUGCGCCGUUGGCUUCAGGCCAUUUAUCGACAUUGACAAGGGCAAAGUUAAACAUAUUGUUGGCUCUACUCUCCGGGAUGCAUCGAAUGAUGGCACGACGCGGGUGACAAACUUUGAAUCAGACAAGUCUCCAUCAGAACUUGCAAAUAUUUACAAAGAAGAUGGACUGGUUGGUGGGCAAGUCAUAAUGCUUGGCGGAGACCCUGCAAGCUGCUAUGCUGCCCUGGAAGCACUCCUCUUUGUGCCUCACCACCUGAGGUACGCCGUUCUAAAAUCCACACAGCUAAGCCAUGAGUAG
This is a messenger RNA of Triticum dicoccoides, 769 nucleotides long. RefSeq lists its product as uncharacterized. Bases 11 to 769 code for a protein of 252 amino acids. Gene Ontology annotation, biological process: L-tryptophan biosynthetic process; L-histidine biosynthetic process. Lineage: Eukaryota; Viridiplantae; Streptophyta; Magnoliopsida; Poales; Poaceae. The record is from RefSeq and is a predicted model, not a curated record. The transcript is spliced from 4 exons. Gene Ontology annotation, cellular component: cytoplasm. Gene Ontology annotation, molecular function: 1-(5-phosphoribosyl)-5-[(5-phosphoribosylamino)methylideneamino]imidazole-4-carboxamide isomerase activity.